Molecule: messenger RNA, 1794 nt
Organism: Phialemonium atrogriseum
Lineage: Eukaryota; Fungi; Ascomycota; Sordariomycetes; Cephalothecales; Cephalothecaceae
Product: hydroxymethylglutaryl-CoA synthase
Exons: 5
Coding region: 202-1593 (463 amino acids)
Biological process (GO): acetyl-CoA metabolic process; ergosterol biosynthetic process
Molecular function (GO): hydroxymethylglutaryl-CoA synthase activity
Source: RefSeq, a predicted model, not a curated record
GGUAGGAAUUUAAACAAGUGCCCCUACCCCCUGAGAUCUUUGCAAACCGUUCCUGAUCUCUUUUCAGUUUCUGCCAUCCAGGGAAAAAAGACCAAUUGAGAGGAGAGAGCCAUCACUCGAGCACCCAAGACACCCUCAACUCGUUCAUUCCCGCGACGCUACCUUAUUCUCGACCCGUUCCUCCAUUUCUAACCGUCCAAUAUGGCCUCCCGUCCUCAGAACAUCGGCAUCAAGGCCAUCGAGAUUUACUUCCCAAGCCAGUAUGUCGAGCAGUCCGAGCUCGAGAAGUUUGAUGGCGUCAGCGCGGGGAAGUAUACCAUUGGCCUCGGCCAGACAAAGAUGAGCUUCUGCGACGAUCGCGAGGACAUCUACUCCCUUUCUCUCACUGUCGUCUCCCAGCUCCUGAAGAAGUACGACAUUGACACCAACUCGAUCGGCCGCCUCGAGGUCGGCACUGAGACCAUCCUCGACAAGUCCAAGUCGGUCAAGUCGGUGCUUAUGCAACUGUUCGGAGACAACACCAACAUCGAGGGUGUCGACACUGUCAAUGCUUGCUAUGGAGGCACCAACGCCUUCUUCAAUACCGUCAAUUGGAUCGAGUCGUCCGGCUGGGACGGCCGGGAUGGCAUCGUCGUGGCUGGCGACAUUGCCCUGUACGCCAAGGGCAAUGCCCGCCCCACCGGAGGCGCUGGCGCUGUCGCCCUGCUGAUCGGCCCCGACGCCCCGAUUGUUGUGGAUCCCGGUAUGAGAGGCACCUAUAUGGCGCACGCCUACGAUUUCUACAAGCCCGACCUUACCAGCGAGUACCCUUACGUCGAUGGCCACUACUCGGUCAACUGCUACACCAAGGCCCUCGACGCUGCCUACCGCGCAUACUCGAAGCGUGAGGCUCUGCUGACCAAGACCGCCGUCAAUGGCCAGGCAAACGGCAACGGCGCCCACGCCGAGACCGGACCGGUAAAGACGCCGCUUGACCGCUUCGACUACCUUACUUUCCACGCCCCGACCUGCAAGCUGGUUGCCAAGUCGUACGCUCGCCUGUUGUACCAUGACUACCUCGCAGACCCCGAGAACCCGGCCUUCUCCGAGGUUGCCCCCGAAGUGCGAGACAUGGACUACGAGAAGUCGCUGACCGACAAGGUGGUCGAGAAGACUUUUAUGACCCUGACCAAGAAGCGCUUUCAGGAGCGUGUCAACCCGUCCAUCCAGGUCGCCACAAUGUGCGGCAACAUGUACUGCGCCAGCGUCUGGGGUGGUCUGGCAAGCCUGAUCUCUCACAUCAACAGCUCGGAUCUGCAGGGCAAGCGGAUAGGCCUCUUCAGCUACGGCUCGGGCUUGGCAUCCAGCUUCUGCUCUUUCCGCGUCAACGGCAGCACCCAGAAGAUUUCCGACAUCCUGGAUAUCCCUAACAGGCUCACCGGGAGACGGGCAGCUCCUCCCGAGGAAUACGAAUCUAUGUGCGACCUCCGCAAGAAGGCUCACCUUCAGAAGGACUACAAGCCCGAGGGCAAGGUCGAUACUAUCGCUAGCGACGUGUAUUACCUCGAGAACAUUGACGACAUGUUCAAGCGAUCCUAUUCGGUCAAGGCAUAGAGCAUAGAGCGUCUAGAAUAUUGCAGAGCAGUUGCGGCAAUCUCGCCCCGCACCUGAUAGAAGACGCGAGUGGGUAUUUCUGUCAUAUCAGCGCAUAUUUAGCAGGCCUGCAUGACUUCACGCGUCGGUUAAUGUUUGCAUCAGGGCGAGAGACGUCCUGGGGAGCCAUGUGGACGGGAUGAAGUCACAUCAUCUUUUUCA